Bactrocera oleae (olive fruit fly) is the source of this 6583-nucleotide messenger RNA. RefSeq names its product Dolichol kinase (gene Dolk). The record is from RefSeq and is a predicted model, not a curated record. NCBI's taxonomy places the organism in Eukaryota, Metazoa, Arthropoda, Insecta, Diptera, Tephritidae. Gene Ontology annotation, biological process: dolichyl monophosphate biosynthetic process. Gene Ontology annotation, molecular function: dolichol kinase activity. Gene Ontology annotation, cellular component: endoplasmic reticulum membrane.
AACAUGGAAUCCAUUUGUUAUUGUUCAUUUAACGAAAAUUGUGUUAAAAUAAAAUGCUUAUUUAAAGCAAAUAUUUAAAUAUUUAAUAUAAAAUAAAUAUGUAAAAACAUUGUAGUGAAGUGUUAGUGUGUAAUAAGUCGAGAAAUUGUAAAAUAAAAUUUGUCAAAUUUUCAACUUAAAAUGCAAAUAUCUCGAAAACUAUAAGUUUCCGGUUAUAUAUAUUCGUGAUCUGGAGAAUCUCCUCUAUCCAACCAUACUCCUCUUAACCCUGAAAUCGUGGGAUGCUAAACUAAAGUUUUCCCCAUUUUUACCCAAUUUGGUCCAGUUUUUGGUUUAAAAAAAAUGUCAAACGGUAACCGUGCCUUAAACUCUUGAGUUCGAUCACUAAUUUAAUGGCUAUACACUUAUCUUUAUUUCUAAUAUAAACAUUUUAACACUUAUUACUCGUUAUUCGAGUUUGGAACUUAGUGUUUAUAGUUGUUUACUAAGCAGCACACUAAUUAGAACUGUAGUUUUUUAUGAGCCGGCAGCCUUAAUAUAGAAGAUUUUUACCAAAACAUCGCUACUCCAACAUUCUAGUAGUUUAUCGGUGAUUCUAUUUUGUUCUGGCAUUUGUGUUCGCCACAAUAAUACGUCUCAAUAUAUUCAACUGUGAAUGAAUUGUGCAUGUAAAAAGAAGCAGCCUCUGUUAAAAAUAUUCAGUUUUGUAUUUAUUUAUUAUUAGCUGUAAGAACAGACGGAAACGUUGUAUUUCUACAAUACGAAGACAUUGUUUCGGCAAGUGCACGCUAUAGUAAAUGACGACAUAAAAUAAUGGGAAUAGAAAAGGAUGACGUUGGUCCAGAAUCAAGUGAGAAUGAAGAUGGAAUUGCGGACACAGGAAACGGAAGAAUUCCAAAUGCCCUAUUUGUAAGACCGAACGCUUCUCCUGGUUACUGGCUGUGUUUGCUACUUCCACUUGCCUUUGCUUCAAACUUAAUCCACGAAAACCAAUGUAAUGGGCAAGUUUCCACGCAACCCAUACUCACAAUUGCCGCAAUCGGUAUGAGCAUAGAAAACCUCUGCUUCUUUUUGAAUAUAUACUGCAAGACGACUUUGCUGCUCAAACUAUUUAUUGCAUUUGUACCUGGCUUUAUUACCGCAAUAUUAUACAAAGUUUUAUUGCAACAGUCGUGGAGCUAUGGACUAUUUUUGGGCUUUAUCAUAACCUUUAUAUAUCAGAAUUCUUACAUGCGUGUACUAUGUGGAUUACCCGAUUGUUUUAGCUUCGGCGAGGCAUCUAUACUCGUUCAGGGAUUGAUGCUUUUCCUAUUAAAUGUAAUUUUAAAGUUUUUCAGUUUAUUGCGAAAAACUGGAAAUAGGAGUACAUUUGAAGAUCUUAAUAUUAUAAUGCUGUGUGCACUAACUUAUCUUCUUGCAAUCUGUUGGUUACUAUCGGCUGCCAAAGCUCUACGCGGGCCUGCCUACUUUUAUGCCUUAAUGUUUAUUUUAGUUAUAGGUGUAACAUGCACUCCUAUUACGAUUCCAGUGCCCAUAAUUUUCUUAUUGAAUUUUAUAUUACAAGACCAAGUUAGGGUUAACAUAGUUGUUUUCUACCUAAUAUUGGUGGUGUUGACAAUUUUGACUGUGAGGUGGCAAAUUGGCAAUGGGGAGAAAGCUUCCACAAGAAUAAGAAAAAUAUUUCAUAUCCUUAUAGUGCUUGUGUUCGUACCUGGAAUAAUUUAUCAAUGUAGUUUUCUAUAUAUUGCUACUGGAGUGGCUUUUGCAAUUUUCACUGUUUUUGAACUAAUUCGUGUUUGCAACAUACCGCCACUGGCUAUACCUUUGCGCAGAGCAUUCGCAUCAUUCUCCGAUGAGAAAGAUUCUGGUUUACUCGCAUUAACACCAUUCUGUCUACUUAUUGGCUGUUCCAUGCCCCUUUGGAUAAGCUCUUGCCCUUGUGGGGAAAAUGUGUAUACGAAUGAACAUUCCCAAAUACUUCCAGUUUUAGCUGGAGUUCUGACUAUUGGAUUCGGCGAUACUGCUGCCAGUGUGGUUGGUUCAAAAUUUGGCCGCAUUAAGUGGCGUUGCUCGAAAAAAUCUUUAGAAGGUACUUUAGGAUUUAUGGGGAUGACUUUUUUGGCAACAAUGUUUUUAAACUACUGUGGUUACAUUAAUUUGACACCUAUGAAGUGGUUUACCACAGCAAUAGCAAUAUUAACAACUUCCUUAGUUGAGGCGCAUACAGAUCAAAUAGAUAACUUAACACUUCCCUUAAUAUUUUAUAUAAUUGUGAAUAUAUAUUAAUAAUAACUACCGUGUUGAUUGAAAGUACAUAUAUUUAUAUGUACAAAUUUCAAUAAUUUAUUUUAGUUAGUUGUAAAUCUUUUAAAUAUGUAAUUUAUAUAAAAUUAAACUUUUUAUUUUUACAAUAUAUUUUUCAGUUUUUAGAUGAAGUUUUAGUAUAAUAAACCGAGAAAAUUAUUUAUAUGUUUGACUUAAUACGGAUUAAUGGAUAUUUGCGGUUUUAAAAUGAUUUGCCGUAUGUCAUGUAUACUUCCACCACAAUAUUGUUUAUUUCAGCCUUUUUUGUUAAGAUUGAAAGAGAAGUCGUAAAGUUAUCAUAAAUUUAUUAAAAGAUCCCGAGAACUCUGCAAGAUCUCGAGCAGUGGACGACAUAAAGCAAUUAUGACUGGAAAACAAGAGUGCAGUUUUGUGUAUUGCGUACAUGAUAUUGAUAUGGGUUGAACGGAACUAUUAUAAGAAAUAUAUAAAAUGCAUUUGAUUAUAUGAUCAUUUGAAAUGAUUAUUCCCACUUUUUAACAGCUUUCGUUAACGCCAAAGAUAUUCAGCAAGUUCACAUAUUAGUGUGAGACGAUCAUAGUUAAGACGGAAUAGUUUUAUUCAUCUAACGGUUGUUUGUUACACUUAAACUAACGCCACAGGAGCCGCCUAACACCAAGCGGCAGCAAUGCACAGGGGCAUGGAGUAUACUUUAAAGGAGGGAUGUUGCAGGUGGACUGCAAGGACGAGAGGUCUGCUAGCUGGCUAAAGGAGAUCGCUUUCAAGCUGGAAGGGCCCCGUCUUCUGCGCAAAAAAGGGGGAGACAUACCGCCCAUGCAUAGCAUGACGGUGUUCCUCCCCAGGUGCGCAGGUAAGCCAUAUAAGUUUGCUCUCGGGCUCAUUCAAAAUCAGAAGGAGGGCCUUAGCAUAUCGGCCUGGCGAGUAGUCACCAGCAAGGUCGAGGAUUCAGGGUGGAGGCUCAAUCUCUGCAUCGAUGACGAAUCGUAUAAAUUCGUCAGGAGAGCGAGCUUCCGACUGAACUACAGAUUCACCUCGGUGGUCCUGAGGCCUGUUAAGCCUAAGACGGCCACCGAAAGCGAAACGGGGGAGAAGAUGCUGGUAGAUGAGGUUGCGACUCAUCCCGGCACCAGUACGUUGGAGCAGGCGGCAACUGCCGAAACCAUGGUGAUGGUCCCUACGAAGAAGGCUGGCGAACAAGGGGGGGGGCGCUACCCUCCACGCAAGAGCUUCUCGAGGGACUCAAGGACCUAGCGGGUGGCAACGCGGAGGACGGCGAAGGUGAGGAGCUCCUCAUGGAACCGAUCUUAUAGUGGGUCCACAAAUAGAAGUUGCCCAGGUGAACCUGCACCACGCGGCGUCGGCCUCGGCUGUCAUCGCGAGCAGGUUCACAGCGGAUGGUCUGGGCAUACUACUGAUCCAGGAGCCAUGGAUCUACAAGGGACAGGUCAGAGGCCUCAAAAUGUGGAAUAAUAAGGUAAUCUGGGAUCUAUCAAGUGAGAGACCCAGAACCUGUAAAGUAAUUAGGAACGAUAUUGAUUUCUUUUGUAUUUCAGGGUUCCUAACACAAGACCUGGUCGCUGUGCAGGCAAAAAGUAACGAAGGAGCGGACUUCGUCCUGACAGCGGCCUACUUUACGAGAGACACGCCGACAGCAAUCCCAGAGGCCGUCGGAAACCUCGUGGAAUACUGCAGGAGGAACAAACUGCCCCUCGUCCUGGGAUGCGACGCCAACGCCCAUCACACGGAAUGGGGCAGCACAGACUGAAAUACACGGGGUGAGUCCUUACUUGAAUUUAUAGUAAGUAGGAAUCUAAGCAUUGUAAACGUGGGGUGCGAACCCACCUUUAUAAUCAGUGUAAGAAGGGAGGUGCUUGCCAUCACUCUUGGUAACGAACUCACGACAGGGCUGAUCGGGCAAUAGAGAGUGUCAUCGGAACCCUCCAUGUCAGAUCACCGCAUCAUAAGAUUCGCACUAGGGGUAGAGGUCAGGCAACUCCCUCCCAGGCGUAUCCCCGAAAACACGGACAGGGCCACCUUUAGGGAUACGCUUGAAAUAAAUCUCAAUAGGAGGGGGCAGCUGGACGGCAGUAAAACUGUCCCUGGUGGUCAAGUAGGCUCUCAGACCUAAGGAAAACGGUACACAAGCUAUUUAACAGGGCUAAGCGUACCGGGGACUGGGAGAACUAUAGGUGCGGCCUAACUGCUUACAACAAGGAGAUUAGGUCAGCAAAGCAGAAGAGCUUCAGGAAGUUUUGUGAAAGCGUCUUCUCAGCGCCAGAGGCUGCAAGGCUGCAUAAGGCUCUGGCUAGGGGCAAGACCGACACAGUACUAGGAAUUAAAAGACCGGAUGGGACCUAUACGUCCAGCGCGGAGGAAAGAGCCACGGCCCUUCUACUUGCGCACUUCCCGGAGACAAUUAGAGAAGACCUAAUUCGACCCAGGGUCGAACAAAAGCCAUCUCGCUUAGAUUGGACAGUCGCAAAACAGCUCUUCACUGCGGAGAAGUGGGCACCAUCAAGUGGGCUGUGGCCUCCUUUGAAAAAUAUAAGUCUCCGGGUGCGGAUGGCAUCCUUCCAGCUUUUAUGCAACAGAGGGGCCAGGUCCUACUGCCCCACCUUGUUCGGCUGAUGAGGGAUAUCCCAGAACCUUGGCGCACUGCAAAGGUGAUCUUAAUACCCAAGGUAGGAAGGAAAGACUAUUCGUUGGCAAACUCAUUUAGACCAAUAAGUCUAACUUCUUUCCUACUGAAAAGUAUGGAAAAGAUCAUUGAUCACGAAAUAAGAUCGAAGGUGCUGAAGGCUGCACCGCUACACGCGAUUCAGCAUGCUUACAGAGCAAGCAGAUUAACCAAUACUGCUCUGUAUCAGCUAACCUCAGAGAUUCGAAGUUCGUUAGACGGGGGUGAGGUGCUGUUAUGCGCCUUCCUUGAUAUCGAAGAUGCUUUUGACAAUACGUCUCACGAGAGCGUGUCAAGAGCACUAGAGAUAAGGGGUGUGGGGGCAGAUGAAGGCCCUAAGUGACGCAAUGCCACUGGCCCUUCUUCCGAGGGACAGCAUUACCAAAACAGUAAGCUUCACUAGGAAGUUCAGGGUCAGCCUUGGCAGUAAGGCAGAAUGGAACGAUUCCACGCUAGACCUACUACUAAGGAACAGUACUAUCAAGUGGUACACCGACGGCUCGAAAACGGCGGAGAGGAUUGGCGCAGUGGUCGUAGGACCACGCACCAGCUCUCCAUUCCCAUGGGAAGUUUUCCUAGCAUAUUACAGGCGGAAGUAUAUGCUAUAAGUCGGUGUGUAGAGAUAAACCUCCAACGCGACUAUCGCAAUAAGAGUAUCGCCAUACUCAGCGAUAGUCAGACAGCACUUAAACCUCGGCGUUUGAGGUCGAAUCGCUACUAGUGCAGGAGUGUAUAGAACGGCUGAACAGCCUAUCAAGUCUCAAUAGAAUGCACCUCAUCUGGGUGCCUGGUCCCAGGGGUAUAGCAGGAAAUUAACUGGUUGACGAGUUGGCCCGCUCUGCAGCCUCAUCAAACAUGGUAGGACCAGAACCGUGCGUAGCGGUUGGUCCACACACCAUUAAAGAGCUGCUCCGUAAAGAGGAAAGAGCAGGCAGGGAGAGACAUUGGCAACAUCUUCAAGGCAUGCGCCAUGCCAAGUUGCUAAUGGGGGGUUAUAACCUCAGACGGUUUAAAACCGUAAUCAAUCUCCCGAGGAACAAAUUCCGACUUCUGGUCGCGUUCUACACCGGCAUACCUCAAAAUUAAUCUAUCUAUCUAUCUACUUUAACAUUAAGAUUAGAUCUUUUACCGGUACAUAUUAUUUUAGACAUAAUGUGAGUUCUUACCAAAAGUUGUAAAAAUUUACCCAAAACAUCCGCAUAACCAAUACAAUUAUUUUCAUUGAUUGGAAUUGAUUCACAAUUUCGUCGAGUAACGAAUUGAGUUAAUUUGUAACCGUUUUUAUUAUAAAGUUUUGUAGACACUUUUUAAAUUUUUACGUGCCAGAGUCUGACGAAUUGUGAGAGUAUAUAAUGCACCCAAACGUACCCUCUCCUUACUCCUUCUCUCUCAUUUUACACAUUUACUUUCAUUCUGUCUUGGAGCAAUAAGUAAAUGUAGUCGUUAUAGUUAAGUUUCUAAUUUCUAAUAACGUUCAGUAGUUCUAUUUGGAAAUUAAAAUUGUUUUUUGGAUAAAAAAAAUUAAAUCAAUUUAAUCUGCAAAGAGCGACAUCAUAAAAUCUCCAAAUAUUAAAAUAGUAUAUCCUUGGUUUAAAGGAUGGACUGCUGAAAACAUUGUUGCAA